AGCUGGUUCUGCGUGUGAAAGGCUUGCGCGCGGCCGGACGUCUGGCUCAAGAGCGAACAAGCACCAGUUUGCGAAUCUUCAUGCAUUUUACCUCCCACUCUCGGCCUGCUGCUGCUGGAUGGUCGUUUGUGUUGUGCGAUUGCUGAUCCUUGUAGCUUGCACAGCAGCGGAGCGAGUGAGGAAUGAAGCACAGAGCGACCUUGGUGGUCAUGCUCGGCUGCAAAUCAACAGCGUGGACAAGGUGAAGGUGGAUGCCAUCUCCAAGGCGGAGGCCAUCCGCAUGCGCCAGACCGGGCUGCGCUUCCACGAGGUGGAGCAUCAUCACUUCAGCAAUGACGCGCGCAACAGCAAGCUCUGGAAGGAGCUCAACGAUGCCUCCGCUCAGUCACAUUGGGGCUCCAAGAAGACGACGACAGGCGCCGGUCCUGGCAACGUGACGCUGACGACCUCCGCGCCGGAGGCGGCGACAUCCGGCUUGGGCUCGGAGCUACAGCAGGCCCUGAGUGUCGAGGAGAAGAUCAAGCCUACCCGCAUCGGCGGCUUUCUUUGUGCGCAGUUCGACCUUGACUUGUUCGUCCUCUCUGGAGGUGUGUUUCCUGGCCUCAUCGGCAUCGGGCUUUUGGGGGAGAUUCACUACCAGCAAGCCACUUCUUGCUAUGGCUGGACGGCGGAGCUUUACCUCAUGCUGUCGAUUGGUGUCACCAUCCUGGGCGUGGACUUCCGCGUCGCGCUGGUGGUUAUUGCCACCCUCGUGGUCACGGAGCGGCCCCUGGCCGCCGGGGCCAAGGAUCUGGUCUGGGAACUCCCGCCCAACUUUGACAUAAAUCAUUGCAUGUCGAGCAGUCCAUUCAGCCUCGUCACGGCGACAACCAAACAAGGUUGGAAGUUUAUCUACACUCACAUCCUCACCAAGAAGUACUUGCAGCACGCAGAAGUACAGCUUCACCAGUACUUCAAGGACAACAAGCAGGAGCUCACGGAAUUCCAAAGGUAUGUGGACUUCAUUGAGCCCCCGCAAGCACUGCCGGCGAGCAUCGUAUCGGCCAACCAGAGUAGAGGCCUUGCGAAAGAGGGCAUCGUCGGCAAUGUGGUUGUGCAGGGUGUUUUUGGCGAGGACUUCAUUGACAUGACUGUGCUUAUGCCACGCGAGUUACGAGCUGAACUUGACUAUGAAGGUCGAGGCGUGUCAACCAACAUCUUCAAGCACGCGUCAUCGGUGCGCGCCCGGAUAUGGCAGCGCUUUGGUGACCUGCUUCUCAGUCAAAAGUCUGAGCCCUGCCGCAGUCCUGCGAAGAGCAACUACCAAUGCAAGUUCCGCCUUGCAGCGAGGAAGGAUACCAUGGCCUUCGUUCAGCUCACAGUAAAAACCUUCCAGGAAUUCGCCAUUCCCAUGCAGCUCGACAACAGCCGCGACGAGUUCCAUUUCCCAGCGAGCAUGCGGACGUCGAAGCAGCCACAGGCCACGACACUCUCGUGCCAGCGCCUGUUCGUGACGCAAUCGCAGAAAGAGUGUUCUGCCCUGAAGUCGGUGGAUCUGGAGGUGAAGGUGGGAGAUACCGCGGAGACUGCCAGCUGGGAGCCGCAGCAGUUCGGCGAGGAAGCUCCGUGGGGGAUUUCUAUGCCGAUGGGCGCGACGAAGAAUGACCACCCCGAGAUCGAUGAGAAGCUUGCGGGUGCGCCUGCGGCCAACGUUUGGCUCCACAGGAUGACCAGCUAUGACAUGAAGAAGUUCUUCAUCAAUGCGAGAGAUGGCUUUUGCCAAGAGCGGGAGGAGCGUUUCCUGCGCCAGCUCUGGGACCGAAGCGAAACUCCUAGCCCCGACAUCGCGAGCCUGAUCCCGCAAGAGACCCUGGCCAAAAUUGUGGGCGACGUGCUGCGUCAACUUCAGUUGGACUAUCGCAAUCAGCUGCAGGCAAAGGAGCAAGACACUCUCGUGGGCGCUCACCUCGUCAACGCUUUGCAGAUCACUGAUGAGAUGAAGCAGCUGCUGGAGAUGCUUUCAGCCAGGAGCUUCAGUGAUGUGCCAGCGUGCGCGGAACGGGCCAUCGAGCAGGCGAUCGUGAACGUCACAGAUCGCGGGGCUCUUCUGAGAGGACUGCAGAGCUGCUCUGCACUGAGCAGAUUGCAUUUCGACACGAACCUAGCGGCCAAGGAAAAUGUGAUUGAGAAUCUCUUCGGUCCUUUGCCAGCCGAAGGCGAGCUGCACUGGGUUGACUUUGCCAACCGCACGGUGAACCCCAACAGUUGCGCCUCUUUAGGCUUCACGGGGGCCAGCACCCUUGCUGAAUGCCGCCUUGCCUGUGACAGCGGAUCAGAGUGUAACACCGUGGUUUUUGAGCACGAGGACGGCUGGUGCAGCUUGUGGAAUUGUGCGACCUGGGAUGUCUUCCCUCACCAGAUGGGGAAAAGCCUGUCCAUCCAGAUGCAAAAGCGUUCUGAGCGGCCCCCUACCGCAGUGGAUGUGUUCCUGGCAACCCCACAGUGGGCUCUGCCGAUAAUUCUGUCUCGUAUGGACAAGGAGGAGCUUGAGGGGGCAGUUCGAGAUCUUGCAACGGUCAGCAGUGCUGCCGAAGCUUGGAAGAGUACCAUGCGCAUGACGUGGAGCAACAUUACCAAAUGGCCACCAGGUAGCCUUUUUGGGCCGGAAGCACUCCGCCCGCUGGUGGCGGAAUGCUUGCUCAAGGAAGACACCUCAUGGUUGACUAUCAGAACUUCGGGUCUCAUUUUGUCAGGAUCCAGCUAUGAGGAGGGCGUAAGCAUCACCGUCCGCGGCAACUCCAAAGAUUCAAUUACGAAAUUCUUCAAGCUCGCGAAUGACUUCGGGGGCUCUUCUGGCCGCCGCUGGAGCCAGACGUUCCCAUUCUCUUUCCAAGGCUGCACAGUCGACAUCGAGACCAACUGGGUUUGGCAGGUGCCUGGGAAUGCAGCCUACUUCAUCCGACCCAACAUGGUGCCGGUGGCGCAGGCGCUCUUUGCGGCCUACGACCAGUUCAUCUCCAAGAUGCCGGCCUACUCCGCGCAGGUAUUGCAGCGGAUUGAGCCCAAGAAGGACAGCAGCUGGAAGGUGUCUGUGCUGCCAUAUGACACGACUGAUGGACGUCACCUCCAUCGUCAUAUGAAGAAAGGGGAGAAAGAUCGGGUGCACGUCUACAAAGGAGAGAUUGCCACCGAUGAUGCGGUCUACAACUACCCCAAGGCCAUGCGCGAAUCCAAGUUUCGAGAGGAGAAGAACUUCAAGUACAAUGUAGGCCUCUCUAUAGCGAACCUGUUCCUGCGCAUUUUGGGUGACAUCCAGGCGCUCUUCAACAUCUAUUUCGCCAACCACCCGGAUUGGGACAACAUGUGCACGUCUUUGCCCGCGCGGUUCAACCUCCCAUUCGAGAUGGACAGAGCCCGCUCGGCGUCCAACUGGGGCCACCAAAGUAAGUCGAAGAUUGGCGAGGAUGACAUCAAAAUGAAGCCAACCCACCGCGCUGCGGAGUCUGUCAGCCAGCACGGUCGGCCACUCUCAGAGGAUGAUGAAGCCAUGAUCAUGGAAUGGCACUGGGUGGCCAAGCCCCGGUGGCUUCACAAGAAAGAGACCCGCGCGCAGUUCUUCUUUCAGACGCCUCCGGUGCAUGGCAAGGAUGGCUGGGCUACCGCAGAUGUGUCGCAGCUCAACGCGGUGAUGUGGCCCCACGUUUGGUGCGAACUCAUCGAGCAGGACUGGAGCACGUAUGCGCCCAACAAGACCAAGAAGGAUGAACGAGGCUGGAGAUACAUGUCCCAGGAGAUCAAGAUCUUGACUCGCCUCGUCUUCAACGCACCUGCUGCAGUUGCCCCACUUCUGGAUCACCACAACCUCCACGAGCAAGGCAAGCGCGUUCUCACGAUGUUUAAGCACAUUAACUCCGGGUGCUCCCGAAGGAUUGAGGCGAAGGAGAGGUCGGCAGUAGAGCUCCGGACGUUGCCCUUGUUUGUCGGAUGGGAGGAAGCCGCUGGAAUCUCUCAAAACAUCCUGAACUUCUUUGAGAAAAUUGCGACUUCCUUAUGGGAUGACGCUGUGCCAGAUGCUGACUCAGCGGAGCACUCCACAGAGGACGAAAACAGGAAGGCUGAAGAUGGCACCCCAGAGAACGUGCAACUGGACACUCUCCUCGACACCAUUCAAGUCUCCCGCGAGAAGUGGCGCACCGAGGGCAUCCGAGCCAGCAGCUUGCGCAGCUCUCUAGUGACUACUUGGGACAGCCUCUUCAAGAACGUCACAGAUGCAGAGACACAGGCACUGGUGGAUGCCCGUCGCACAUUUCAAGAGUCCAAGGAAGCCUUGGACCUGCUGCUGGUGGGCCAGACACGGCGCUUCAGAGAAAUCAGCGGGCAUUUGUCGCGGAUGCUGUCAUUGGAAGUGAAUAAGACCAACCGCACCUCCUUUGUCCGUGAGGAGGAAACGCUUCCUAUCGACUUUGCGCUGCAGUUCGCGACGGCGCUCGGCAAUGCUGCCUUAAGACGUCAGACGGAGGCUCUGAAUUACUUUGCUGAGACGUCCCGAUGCAUCGACGUGGCCUCCAAGCCUGCAGAGCUGCCGAGCAGCGCCUUCGGAGAAUGGACCAAGGGGAAUCUGGCGGGCAAAAGCAUCCAAGACAUCCGGGAGAGACUUGGCCAGGAGAAAUCUACUCGCUUCGGCGCCGAUCUCUUCCUUGAGGAGGCGUGUCGAGUUUCGCCCACCACUGACUUCAGCGUACCUCCAGAAGGAAGGCUGGACCUUUUGCGAGAGCCACGGCCAGAGUGCGAGCGGGUGGUCUUGCACAACGCCAUGCUCACUAUGUUCCCCAGCUUCUCGAUGGCUGCACUGGAUCUCUACCAUCGCUUCGAGCGCGAGCUACAGGACUUGGCGGAGAACCCCACCCAGGCCAUGGUGAACAUGAUGCUGGUGGAGUUGCAGCUCUUCAUGAGGAAGAUGGCUUACGCGAGCAAGCUCAUGCGCAUGGACGACGACUUGUACGAAGCCCUUUCCUAUCGAAAGGACGGCGGUUUGGUGGGCCGUCUUUGGUCCAAUCUGCCCAGCGCUUUGACGGAGAUCGCUGCCACCCUGCAGAUGCGCCAGGAGUCCAGGAAGAUGUGGAUCACCGAGAGCAUUGCCUUCAGGAGCAAGCUGAAGAAAGCUCGGCGCUUGCGCGUACGCGAGGUCCAGGCCAACAACACCCAGAUUCCUUCCGCAGUGGAAGGCUGUGUUUGCUCAGAAAGUUGGAGCGUCUACAUCUGGAAGAAGUUGCGGCCACGGCAUUUGACCUUCAGAGGCUGUGUAGAGGACAGGGACAAGCUAGGGGAAGAGCUGCGGGUGAACACAAGCAGUUUACAGGGCCUCUGCGAAGUGAAGCAGGACAAGCACGGCUUUGAGACUUGCGAUCUGAAGUAUGCCCCCUGCGAUCCCAAGGCGGUGCGAGCCAAGCCGAAGUUUCAGAUCUGGCGGUCCGCGGAUGCACUCCAUGCAGACGUUCGCCUUCCACUGUUGCAGAUGGAUAUGCACCUGCAUGUGGAUUUCCGGAACCGGCGCGCGGACUUCUGUACCCCGAACUUUGCCCCCAUCAUGCUGGACACGAACUGGCACUGGUCUAUGUACACCUGGCUGCCCUUCGAGCUACGCCGCUCCAUCUGUUUUGGCGCACGCGUCCACCCUCCGGGGGUCAGCCUCCAAGUGACCAGAUGCGCUCACGACGGCUUGGGAGUCGUGAAGAAGCAGACCCACUCCAUCGAGUGGUCUAUCACAGGCGUGGCUUACCUUGUCAGUCACUACAACACCUGGGGCACGGGCGACGGCGACAUGACGCAGUCCUGGUUUGGCGGAAGCCAGAACUGGGGUUCCAAGGCGGCCUCCGCGGGUUGGCCCAACUUCCUGGUGGCGGACCCGGGGACCUGGGCCAGCAGCUCCUCCGGCUCUGGCUACUUGUCGACGCCCAAUAUGAUGAGCUCCCCGGGGGCCUUUUGGCUCAGCUUGAUCGCGGAAGUCUUCUCGGCCAUGUCCCUCACAGAGGUCACCAACGAUGCCAACACCACUAUCACCAAAGCCAGCAUCAAGGCUUGCAUGGUUGCGGCUGUCACAGUUGGAUGGAAGCUGCUGCAGCGCUACGCGGUGAUCCCUAGCACCUGGGGCAUCUUUUCCACGGUGGGCAGCGUGCUCUCCAGCAUGGCAAAGAUUGGCCUGAAGAAUCUGCAGAUCAGCCCCUUCCGCAUGGAGCACGACGUGGUUCUGAGUUUCAAAUGGGCCAGGCAAAACACGAAGCGUAAGCUGAACCUGCCAAUGUUGCUGCAAGACAUGAGCAUGGAACAGCUCCGGAAGGUCUUCGCGGAAGCGCGGAAAUACGGCACACAGGUCGACGAGCUUUGGAAAAACUACACCUCUUCUGGUGUCGGCUCCAGCAUGGACGUGAAGAACUUGCAUCGCUCCUCGCUGAGGCAGCUGGCGCGAGACUACAUGGAACCUGUGAAAGCGGCUGAGCCUAGGACUUUCCAGUUGCGCGGCAGCCGAUAUCAGAAGCAGCUGCAAGACCUCUUUAGGCGCUGCCCGGGACGGCCGCUCGUGUACAAGGUGGCCAACCGAAGGAUACCCGUCUAUGUCUUCUGGAAGCGCGAGAGCUCCGGUUGGGUGCGGCCGCCCCUCUCUCCAGGUACAGAGAUCAUGCUCGCUCCCUUUGACGAGGAAUGGUACAUGGUUGUGGAUGAAAGCCGGGGCGAGGAUCACUAUGUCCCUGCACGGUACAUGCAGAAUGCCGGUCUGCAGCUGGAGGCGGAUGUGCUUCCCACCGCAGCUGCCGGCAUCCCGCAGCGGGUGCUGAACUUCGACCAGGUUGAGAAUGUCAUGCAGCGAGUGAAUAUGGACACGCUGAAGUGCUGGGCCUCACACAUCUCCCAGGCUCAGCCUGGACUCCUGCGCCGCGUCAUGGCGGGGGCGGCCAGGCUUGAGCGGGAGAGUGCCCACACACUGUUUGGCCACGUUCGCGACUACAGAGAGGAGUCUGACCUCACAGAGGUGCCCUUGGGCUACUUCUCUCUGACCUAUGUGAGGAAAUUUCUGUCGGACAAGUACGAGAAAAUUCUGGCAAACAUGAACAGUAGUGGCCAGGCCGAUUUCCGAUCUGCCUUCCAGCGCGGGAACGAGUCGCGAGUGGUUCUCCGCGCGAAGGAUGACAAGGAGGAAGUGGCGGCAAAGACUCAGUACUUCGACGUGGGCUUGGCCAUUUUGACUCGGCUUGGCUUCCCCUUCAUCUCGUUGCCGGGGAUCUUUCAACUUCAGCCAUACGCGCAGCUGUCAGUGCAGUACGAUGUGAGAGAGAUUCUUCGAUCACUGCAGGUAAAGGUGCGGCGGAUGACUGGGCACAAGGCGAGUUCAUCUAGCAGCGACAAGAUAGAGCAGUACCUCACACGCAAGGCAGUCUGUGAGAAGUGCGUGGAGCAGAACCAUGCCUUUUGUGAUCGGCAGGAGGCUGCUGAUUCCAUGCUGAUCAACGGCCACACACCAGACAUGGACGCAUGCCAGCCGAGAACGUCAUUUGGAAAGGAACACUGCUACCGCUUCACUUGGGGUCGUCACCAAGCAGGUAGGUUCUUCGACGAAGACAUUUGCCCCUGCUACAAGGCAGUCAGCGGCAAACGUGUGAUGCCAAGAUACAUCACCACCAAAGAAAGCUGCGCAGACAUCAGCUGGCCUGACGACGAGAUCGAAAAUUUGAAGAGGGCGAGUAAGGAUCGAGACUGGCGGAGCGGCUUUGCUAUGCAGGGUGACGUGGACGAGCGUUACGACAUGCUGCAGGCUGCUCAAGUGGGGCCGCCCCCCAUGAAGGAUUGCUUCGGCGGAUAUCGCUGCUGUGGUCUCUUUGGCAAGAACAAGACUAAGGGUCCGGAGAAACUGCGCUGCGUCUCCAAAAAGGCCUUGGAAGAGCAGAGCAGCUGGAUUCACAAGUCCAGCAAGUGCAAGUACUACAAACCGGGAGACGGAAAAGAGUGGAGCCACGCGGAAAAUAAGUGCACGGAGGACAAGGUGGACGGUCACUGGGUGAUGAGCGAAGGUCACUGGAAGAAGGACAAUCCGGAGGGCACCGACCCUCCGCAAGAUGAUGCAGCAGAUGGACCGGAGGUAGAAGAUCCGCCCGACGCGGUUGACGUCGACGGUGAGUAGACUGAGCUUCUGCUGAGGAGCGAAGCCGCUACAUUCGGGAAGAGCUUCCCCUUUUUGCAGGGCACACGGCGCCAAAGAUGCCUCAGGCGACAAGGAAGGCUUUGCCGGCUUUGGC
Molecule: messenger RNA, 8267 nt
Organism: Effrenium voratum
Lineage: Eukaryota; Dinophyceae; Suessiales; Symbiodiniaceae
Source: the annotation of a GenBank genome assembly